AUGUCAGACGUGGCUAAAAAGGAAGACAAGUCGGAAGCUGUUUGUGUUCGGAAACAGGAGGAGGAUUAUCUGAAAACAGUGAAUAAGCAGCUGCUGGUUCUUCCAGGCAUUGAAGACUUAGCAAAAAAGGACAUCUUACACAGGAAUCCUUGUCUGGAGAAAAUCUCAGAUGUGAAGACACAAAGAGAAAACGUUCGAGGAGCUUCAGCACGAGAACAGCACAAGUUAGUAUUAAACUUGUGUUUGCCAAACAAAAGAGCCAUUUGGCAUCAGAAAUAGGGGAUAUCACUUCCUGAUACUCACAGGAAGAGAACAAGUGAGGUAAAACAUCAUAGAAUAAUCUCUGGCUCUGUGGUGAAUCUCCAGGCAGUUGAAUCAAAGGGCUGUUGCAUCCCGGUAGUCCCCGAAGAAAACUUCCAGACAGAUUCAAAGUCCAGGUGCCACAAACAGCUAGUACAGGCAGCAGAACCCGAAUCCACAUGCGUAAGAAUAGACAGAGACUGCAUAUCCAUCUGGACUACAAAGAUUCCACCUUUGUCCACAAUUUCCAAGAACAUGGUCCACAUGGACAAUGGUCCUAUCCCUAGAAGUCCUCAGGACCUGUCUGUAAACAUCACCAGACACCACUUUACAAUCAGAAAUGGACAGAUCGACCCAAUGGAUGCAGAUUUCUAUCAUUUCAAGCAGUGUUUUACCUUGUGCUGGAGCAAUGUGGUUGAUGUUUUAGAGGCACUGAAAAAACUGCUCAGGGACUUUGCUGUACCUUUAGCCAAAGUGAGUGGAGAGCGCCUGGUGGAGCUGAGCCAUGUUUGGGACAGUGGAUGGAGUAAGGCUCCUUCAACAAUGUCUGUCCUCUCAGUGGUUGAAAACUGGGAGGAGGUAUCAGGCCUCAUCUCGCACCCAGGUCAGUGCUACAAGGGAGAGGGAGGCAUCGAGGCAGCUGCCAUCCACAUCCAGUCCUGCUGGAGGCACUACUUAGCCCGGACAGCCUACCUGUGCCACUGUCGCCGCAAGUGGGCGGCGGUCACCAUUGCCAUCUCAUGGUUGAUGCACAUUCAGCUCUGCCAUGUCAGGAAGGCCCUGCAGGCCCGGCGUUUCAGUCAACUGGAAAACAGUCGCAGCAGAGCGCAGCAUCUGGCAGCCAACUGGAAACACAUCCAGUCCUCCAAGAGGACCAUUAUCCACAUCCCUUCAUUAGGAUACUCACAGACGAAACGACUGAACAUGAGAGGUUUUGAUGUCCUACAGAACAUUCAAAUGAGCAGGUUGUGUGAUACUAGAGAUGAAAAUGUGGAGGUGAUCUACAUAUGUCCGCAGCAUCUGGGAGACGACAUCUUGGACUAUUACACCAGCCUCCUGAAGUGUGAUGGGACCACAGAUGGGGUUAAUACCACGGCUGCUCGGGCCUCAUCCUCCGUGAGACACUAUAGCAUCCUCACACCUGAGGCUGUAGAUUAUUUCCCAACCCACAACAUGUGCCUGUCUACACUGCUGAAGUACAGUCCACACACCCUGAAGCACAUCAGAAGCCUGAUCGAAGGGAAGCAGGCCUAUAUUGUGGGUGGAAUUGCCCACAUGGAUGACCUGGCAGUGGCCGAUGAGUUAGGUGUGCCAAUCCUGGGUCCAGAACCAGCUAUUGCUCAACACUACAGCACCAAAUCUGGAGGGAGGAGGAUUUUUGUUGGGGCAGAGAUCGAUGUACCACCUGGCCAAGGAGACAUCUAUUUGCUAAACCAGCUUCACGGAACACUGGCAGAGCUUAUGACUCAAAACAUUGAUGUGCAGUGCUGGCUGUUCAAGAUUGACUCUGAGGAUGGUGGCUGUGGCACAGCAUAUUGUGAUAUUUGCCAUCUUAGCAGCUAUAACUGGGCUCUGAAGGAAUAUCAUCGUUAAGGUCCUAAGCUAUGGAACCUAAAAUGUAUUCAGGAGACUGCACUGCUCAGAUAUUUAGAUGAGAUCCCAGAAUGGCUGACCCAUUACGCCCAGCCUGCUAAAACCUCCUGCUAUCCCAACUGGGCCUGCUUCCUAAAGACCUUCCUCAGGCAAGGAGGUGUGGUGGAGGCCUACCCUCCUUCAGACACUGUCACCUGUCUGACAGUAGAUCUGCUGUUGGAGCCAGGGGGUGAGGUGAUCACGUUGUCUUGUGGAGACCAGCUCCAUGGUGGCUGUAAACUUGAAGCUGUUGGGUCCACUGUUCCUCAGACAUCUGUAAACCCAGAAACUUUACACUCUAUCUGCACCCGUGUAGACCAGGCCUGCCUGCAACGCUGCAUCGUAGGUUAUGUCUCAGCGGAUCUGGUUACCUUUCUUGACCACAGCACCAUGGAAAAAAAGGUGUGGGCUGUUGAUCUGGACAUCACAUACAGUAACCAGCUGGCCAUGACCCAGAUGCGUCUGAUGAUGACUGGAGGAACGCUGAACUGCCGCACAGGCUGUUUAGAAGUGCCAGCGCCAAUCAGAGAGGAAUGCUUUGAACACCGGAUUGCACCCAAAGCUCCCAUUGGUAAUCUUUAUGCUGUUACUGGGAACCACUUAUUUCACUCUGACCUUUCCAUGUUAUACCAUAAGGUGUUCCUUAUGAUGUGCAAGGUCCAUGGCAUUGGGUUUAACACAAAGACGAGGCAAGGCACCGUUUUUGCUCUUUUUGAUAGCAGUAAAGGAAGCAGCAUGAAGAUGUUAACGGUCUCAGAGGAUCUCCAGGGAGCUCUCGUGACCUUUGCUCGGCAUCUGUCAGUCAUUCAUCAGGAAAUAUCAGUCCCUAAAAGCCAAGGAGAAACCAAUUUCAUGGAGGUGAUCAAGGAAAUAGAAGAUAUACUACAGAUGACUGCUCAGAACGAGCUGCAAGUGUAG
Messenger RNA from Archocentrus centrarchus (flier cichlid), 2850 nucleotides. RefSeq names its product IQ motif containing H (gene iqch). The transcript is spliced from 20 exons. Gene Ontology annotation, molecular function: protein binding. The record is from RefSeq and is a predicted model, not a curated record. Lineage: Eukaryota; Metazoa; Chordata; Actinopteri; Cichliformes; Cichlidae.